AAAGCCAGUGUUUCUGCUGCUUAAAGCCCACAGAUGAAAAGAGUAUGGAGCGCAAGGAAGAGGCAUCAGUUCAUUUUUCCACACAUGGGGGCGAGGGGGCUCUUGAAGCUGAAGGCAGAGCUGAGUCAGAAGAGGAACCUACUUCCAAGAAGACAGCACUUGAGGAUCUGCUAGGGGACUCUUUCUCGAAGACAGAACAGCCCAGCAAAGGAAUUGAGAGGGAAACUGAACUUUACAGAAGAGAGGCAUCUAUCCCACUUAGUUACUGCCCUCUGACAUGGUGGAGAGAAAACAGCUCCAAAUAUCCUUUGCUGUCUCCACUUGUCAAAGAAUAUCUUUCCAUUCCUGCGACCUCUGUUCCAAGUGAGCGUGUCUUUUCAACUGCAGGAGACAUAGUCACUGCCCAGAGGUCACAAUUGCUGCCAGAAAAUGUAGACAUGCUUAUAUUCUUAAAAAAGAACAUGACCAUAUCUUAGGCUGUUCUGUAUAGGUCAUUACCUCAUUACCUAGGUCUUAGCUCUUUUUCCAUGCUUAAGAAAAUUUUGUUCAUUGUUUUGCACUCUGAGUUUUAAGACAGCACUACUUUGAUAGUUACACUAAUUAUGGUUAAU
Messenger RNA from Polypterus senegalus (gray bichir), 611 nucleotides. RefSeq names its product zinc finger BED domain-containing protein 4-like. Bases 45 to 476 code for a protein of 143 amino acids. The transcript has a single exon. The record is from RefSeq and is a predicted model, not a curated record. NCBI's taxonomy places the organism in Eukaryota, Metazoa, Chordata, Cladistia, Polypteriformes, Polypteridae. Gene Ontology annotation, molecular function: protein dimerization activity.